UUUCUUCGCCCCUCGUCGGUCGGUCCAACCGAGGCACGUCCGCAUGUUGACUUAGCUGCCUGUCGGGCACGUGACCGCUGAAGGAAACACGGCUGCCCGGUCGCGGAGAGGAGGGGGAAAGAGUUCUCCGGCGGUCUCCGGUGGCGGACGGAGAUGGAGCGGCUGUGCGGACCGGAGCUCCCCUUCUGGGUAGCCAAUCAGACGCUCCACACAGAUCAGCCUGACCUCCCUUUGUGUUUCCAACUCACUGUCCUGUCAUGGCUGCCGUGCAUUUACCUAUGGACUGUCUCCCCUAUCUACCUCUUCUACCUAAAGAAGAACAACAGAGGAUACAUCAUGAUGUCAAUCAUGAACCGAUUCAAAACGGUAUUUGGCUUGCUGUUAUGGUUUGUUUGCUGGACAGAUCUCUUCUACACAUUCCAUGAAACGCAGCAGGAAAUCAGUCAACCGCCGAUUUUCUUCAUCACCCCGCUCAUGCUUGGCAUGACGAUGCUGCUGGCCACAUUUUUCAUCCAGUGUGAGAGGUUACGUGGGGUCCAGUCCUCAGGGGUUCUCUUCAUCUUCUGGUUCCUGUCUGUGCUGUGUGCCGUCGUGCCUUUCCGCUCCAAGAUCCUACAGGCAUCCAGCGAGGUUGAAGUUACUGACAAGCUGCGCUUCACCACGUUCUACUUCUACUUCGGCUUGGUGGUCUUGGAGCUGAUCCUUUGCUGCUUCAAUGAGAAACCUCCGCUCUUUUCCAAUGUUGUCGCCGACCCCGUGAGUCAUCCCUUGCAGCCUGCCCAGAAGUUAUCUACGCUCUGCAUGUUAGAGCAUGCAUCGUAUAUUGAAGGCCCAGAAUGCUUUGAAGAUUGUCUUUGCCUGAACGUCUGCCCUGAAUCCACAGCUGGUUUUCUAUCAAAGAUGACGUUUUGGUGGUUCACAAGUAUGGCCAUUAAAGGAUACAAAAUGCCCCUCGAGGCCAAGGACCUCUGGUCUCUGAACCAGCGUGAUAGCUCCAAGGCAAUGGUACCAAAACUCCUCAAAGAGUGGGAGAAGGAGCAAGCCAAAGCUAAGCGUAAACAGAAUCCAUCCAGUCAAGUUUUUUACUCCAAGCCUCCACCAUCCACCACCAACCACAUAGGAGGUGCAAGUGGAGCUAGCCCAGAAGAAGAUGAAGUGCUGCUGUCCGAUCAGAAAGCCGUACCUCGCCAGCCGUCGUUUUUACGUGCGCUCAUCAAAGCCUUUGGACCCUACUUCCUGAUUGGUUCAGCUUACAAGCUUCUGCAGGAUGUCAUCACAUUUGUUAACCCUCAGCUUCUCAGAAUGUUGAUCUCGUUCACAAAGCAAAAAGAUGCCCCUGACUGGUGGGGUUACUCGCUGGCCUUCCUCAUGUUCUUCACAGCUUUUUUGCAAACUCUCAUCCUCCACCAGCACUUUCAGUAUUGCUUCGUCACUGGCAUGCACGUACGCACCGCUCUCAUCGGUGCUAUCUACAGGAAGUCGUUGGCAAUAACUAACGCCGCCAAACGCUCAUCUACGCUGGGGGAGGUGGUUAACCUGAUGUCUGUGGAUGCCCAGAGGUUCAUGGACCUCACCACCUUCCUCAACAUGCUGUGGUCUGCUCCUCUUCAGAUUAUGCUUACGCUGUAUUUCCUCUGGCAGAAUCUGGGCCCCUCGGUUCUGGCCGGAGUUGCUGUCAUGAUCCUGCUCAUCCCAUUUAAUGCCGUUAUUGCCAUGAAAAGCCGCGCCUACCAGGUGGAGCAGAUGCAGCACAAGGACAGUCGCAUUAAACUCAUGAAUGAGAUCCUUAACGGCAUCAAAGUACUGAAGCUGUACGCUUGGGAGAACUCGUUCAAGGAAAAGGUGCUGGCCAUCCGGCAGAAAGAGCUCGACGUGCUUAAGAAGGCGUCCUACCUGGGAGCGUUAUCAACCAUGGCUUGGACCAGUGCCCCAUUUAUGGUCGCACUGACAACAUUUGCCGUGUAUGUGAUGGUGGAUGAGAAGAACAUCCUGGACGCGGAGACGGCCUUUGUGUCACUCUCACUAUUUAACAUUCUCCGUUUCCCUCUGAACAUGCUUCCCCAAGUCAUAAGCAGCCUCGUGCAGACGAGCGUCUCAUUGAAGCGAAUCCAAAGUUUCUUGAGUCAUGAUGAGCUGGAUCCAAAUUCAGUGGACAGAAAGAACACACCGUCAGAUUUUUCAGUCACAGUUGUCAAUGGGAAAUUCACCUGGGCUCAAGAAGAGAGCCCUGUUCUGCACAACAUUAACGUGUUGGUGCCCCAGGGCUCCCUGCUGGCAGUGGUGGGCCAUGUUGGCUGUGGGAAAUCCUCCCUCAUUUCUGCCCUGCUGGGUGAAACGGAGAAACUUGAAGGAGAUGUUUCAGUCCGGGGCUCAGUGGCAUACGUUCCCCAGCAGGCCUGGAUACAGAAUGCCACACUGCGUGAUAACAUCCUGUUUGGGAAACUGUACAAUGAACAGAAGUACCGCUGUGUUCUGGAGGCCUGCGCCUUAACCCCUGACCUCGAGGUUUUGCCAGGAGGAGACAUGACGGAAAUAGGAGAAAAGGGCAUUAACCUCUCUGGAGGCCAGAGACAGAGGGUCAGCCUGGCCCGAGCGCUAUACAGUGAUGCAGAUGUCUACCUGCUGGAUGACCCGCUGUCUGCCGUUGACGCCCAUGUGUCCAAACACAUAUUUGACAACCUCAUAGGUCCAGAAGGGGCUCUGAAGGGCAAGACGCGUAUUCUGGUGACACAUGGCAUCAGCUACCUGCCCCAGGUGGACAAUAUAGUGGUGAUGGCGGAUGGAAGAGUGUCCGAAAUGGGCUCAUAUCAGGAGCUGCUCAAGCAGAAUGGAGCAUUCGCGGAGUUUCUCAGGAACUACGCUUUGGAGGACAUCGUUGAGGAGGAUGAAGCCACAGAGGAAAUCAUCGAUGACGAGGACUUGUACCCUGAAGAUACCCUUAGCAACCACACUGACAUGGUUGACAGUGAACCGGUGAUCAAUGAAGCAAAGAGAAAAUUCAUACGGCAAAUCAGCAUCAUUUCAGCGGACGGUGAGACCCCUAAAUCCCGGUCAGUGAGGAGGCACGGCUGCAGUCAGAGGAAACACCCAGAGCCACAAGAAAAGGAGUCCCAAAGGAUCGAGAAACUCAUCCAGGCAGAGACUGCGGAAACAGGCAGGGUCAAACUAAAGGUCUACCUAGAGUACGCCAAGGCAGUGGGACUGCUGCUUUCUGUGCUUAUCUGCAUUUUAUAUGGCUGCCAGAGUGCAGCUGCAAUCGGAGCAAACAUUUGGCUCAGUGAAUGGACCAACGAUGCAUUGCAAAAUCAAACUGAGGACAAUGUUAAUAUGAGGGUGGGUGUGUAUGCGGCACUAGGAAUUACACAAGGUGUGCUGUUGUUGGCUACCUGCCUGUUGUCCCAGACCUACAGUAUGGUACGGGCAGCCAAGCUCAUGCACCGCAACCUGCUCCAGCGGGUCCUGCGAGCGCCGCAGGCCUUCUUUGAGAGCAGCCCUGUUGGGCGGUUAAUAAACCGCUUCAGCAAAGACAUGGAUGCCAUAGACUCCCAGAUCCCACAUCAAAUUGACAUAUGGAUGCACACUUUCUGGUACACUCUGAAUGUGGUGCUCGUGUGCUCUGCCCUCACCCCCAUGUUCCUCUUAGUCGUAGCCCCGUUAAUGGUGUUCUAUUGGUGGGUUCAGGCAUGUGUCUCUACCUUUUUUUCAAUUGACAACAAAAUUCUUCUACAGUAUGUGGUAUUCGCAGCUGUUAUCCCGAUCUUAAGUAAGGGUAAGAGAUUUUAUGUCGCCACAUCUCGGCAGCUGAAGCGUCUGGAAUCCAUCAACCGCUCGCCCAUUUAUUCCCAUUUCUCUGAAACCAUCACCGGCUCGAGUGUUAUCCGAGCCUUUGGUAGACACUCUGCCUUUGUUUGCAUGAGUGAUAUGAAAGUGGAUGAGAACCAAAAGAGUUACUAUCCCGGUAUAGUGUCGAACAGGUGGCUGGGCGUGCGCAUCGAAUUCAUCGGGAACUGCAUCGUGCUGUUUGCUGCUCUGUUUGCUGUCACUGGAAAGGAUGAUCUGAACCCUGGCCUCGUGGGUCUGUCGGUGUCUUAUGCUUUACAGGUGACCAUGUCUCUAAACUGGAUGGUGCGGAUGACUUCUGAUCUGGAGAACAACAUUGUAGCGGUGGAGCGGGUGAAGGAGUACUCUGAGACCAAGACCGAGGCCCCCUGGGAAAUCGAGGACAAGAAGCCCCCUCCUGAUUGGCCCAUACAGGGGAACGUGGAGUUCCACAACUACAGUGUCCGAUACCGAGAGGGACUGGAUCUGGUCCUGAAAAACUUGUCACUGAGUGUCAAAGGAGGAGAGAAGGUCGGUAUUGUCGGACGAACGGGAGCCGGCAAGUCAUCCAUGACGCUCUGCCUCUUCCGAUUGCUGGAAGCUGCUGAAGGAGAGAUCUCAAUCGACGAUGUUAAGAUAUCGGAGAUCGGCCUGCACGACCUGAGGUCCAAACUUACAAUCAUUCCACAGGAGCCCGUGCUGUUCUCUGGAACACUGAGGAUGAACCUGGACCCUUUCGAGAAGUACAGUGAUGAAGAGGUGUGGAAAGCGUUGGAGCAUUCCCAUUUGCACAAGUUUGUGAGAAAUCAACCAGCAAAACUGGAGAUGGAGUGCUCAGAGGGUGGAGAGAACCUUAGCGUGGGCCAGAGGCAGCUGGUGUGUUUGGCUCGAGCUCUUCUGAGGAAGACCCGAAUCCUUAUCCUGGACGAAGCCACUGCCGCCAUCGACUUGGAGACGGAUGAUCUCAUCCAGUCUACCAUCAGGACUCAGUUUGAAGACUGCACCGUCUUCACCAUUGCACACAGGCUCAACACAGUUAUGGAUUAUAAAAGAUUGCUGGUGUUGGACAAGGGACAGAUUGCAGAGUUUGAUACUCCUACAAAUCUCAUAUCCCAGCGUGGGAUCUUCUACGGAAUGGCGAAAGAUGCUGGACUGGCAUAGUCGAGUGUUUUUUGUCUUCACAGCACUUAACAAUAGUCUUGAGUGGGGUUGGGCAUCGUUUGAAUUUGAGUGAUUGCGGUUCCUCAUUUCGAUUCCGGUUCCGAUCAUUUUAGGGGGCUGGGUCAAAAACGUUUGCAUGGUUUAAAUCAAGGGUGUCCAAAUGAAUGAACAUCCAUUUUCUUAGCCGCCUGAACAUGUGACUCGGGGUUCUUUAUAACCAGUAUCAAUAUCAAACCUAUCAACUAUGAAAUAUAGCAUUGUUAAAAUAGUUAGUUGUGACUGUUUUAUCACUUCAAAUGGUUUAUAUUUGCAAGUUUUAAGUAUGUAGCCUUUUACUUUGAAGGGCUCGCACCGGAAUUCAGCAUUUUGGCACUGAAAAUAACUUGACGCGACGUCAGUAAAAAGAGUACUAAAUGCUCUGUAAAACGUCGACACACCGAAGAGAGACGAGGACAACGUUUUUGUGAAUUUUGUUCCAAUUCAUAAAGUUGCUAGUUUGACCUUUGGUGAAGCUUUAGCUCAAUGUUAAGCUUGUAAUGCGACUGUCUCUACUUUCUUUCCAGUACGGUAAAAUCAUUUGUAUUUAAUUUUUGUGUCUGUCACCAGCGCUUACGUCGGCUUGAAGACUAAAAUAAACGCCUAAAAGCAUCAGUGCAAGAGUGCGACCCACCGUUGAACCUGUUAGCGGCCUCCAUGUUGGCAUAGAUAUUAUUUGAUUGUUUCACUCACCCAGUUGACUUGACUGAAGUUCCUCGCGGUGUAGGCUGAGGCUUCUACACAUCGUAAAAGCCUCCAUUGCACAAUGUCAUCUGAAUCCAAAUGUUGCACUGGUCAUUUGUUUUAACAUAGCUAAGACACACUUUUGUUCGCCACUGCUGUUGGGCAAAAUCACUUUUGGGCGCGCGUUCUUCCUUGUUGGUUUUCGCCGCUUCUUCUUCUUCGGGGUCAGCGGACUGCAGGUAUCGAAACUGGGAACCGGAAUUUCUUCAUUUGAACGAUUCCGGGAGAACCGGAAUGUUAGUCUUGAUGCCCAACCCGAGUCUUGAGCGGCAUUGCAGACUUGCAAAUGGCUACAUCGGCUCAUGUAUUCGUUUCGCACUGCGGAGACAGAAAACAAGCUCCUUCGAAUUAGAUCUCAAAUGCCUGCAGCCAGUGGGGUGAGGAAGACAAGUGAAUGUAUCAUUUUCUAAUGAGCGGUCGCUACUGCAAAAUAACACAAGAAAACAACAAACAGGCAUUUUGUUACUUUUUUACUGGUGAUAAAACAUUGUGCCACUGUACUGUCAGCAAAAAUCCUUUGUGAUGAAUCCACUUAUUUUUGUACUGUAUCGUUAUUUAAGAUAUUUUCACUUUUUUUUAUGCAACUAGGUAAGUUUGUUCAGUUCAAUGUGAUAUAGUUUUGUUUUGUUUUUCCCCCACUUUCUUUUAUGCAACUACUAGGUAAGUUUGUUCAGUUCAAUGUGAUUCUUCUGUGAACCAAGUCUAUCUAUAAAACUUGAAUUCUGUACGACCAUAAAAUGAUAAUGCUUGUAUUAAAAAAGGAAAAUAUGAUUGUCCUAAAUUGA
Molecule: messenger RNA, 6545 nt
Organism: Phyllopteryx taeniolatus (common seadragon)
Lineage: Eukaryota; Metazoa; Chordata; Actinopteri; Syngnathiformes; Syngnathidae
Gene: abcc3
Product: ATP-binding cassette, sub-family C (CFTR/MRP), member 3
Exons: 32
Coding region: 154-4980 (1608 amino acids)
Biological process (GO): transmembrane transport
Cellular component (GO): membrane
Molecular function (GO): ABC-type transporter activity; ATP binding; ATP hydrolysis activity
Source: RefSeq, a predicted model, not a curated record